Messenger RNA from Closterium sp. Yama58-4, 1809 nucleotides. NCBI's taxonomy places the organism in Eukaryota, Viridiplantae, Streptophyta, Zygnematophyceae, Desmidiales, Closteriaceae. The record is from the annotation of a GenBank genome assembly.
AUGAAUGGGGCAAUGGAGGGAAACCAGGCGAACCAACCGCCGCCGUUUUUAAUAAAGACGUACGAUAUGGUAGAAGACCCGACGACGGACCAUGUAGUUUCGUGGAGUAGUGGUAACAACAGUUUCGUCGUGUGGAACCCGCCAGAGUUCGCCAGAGACCUCCUGCCCAAGUACUUUAAGCACAACAACUUCUCGAGCUUCGUCCGCCAAUUAAACACUUACGGGUUUCGCAAGGUGGAUCCAGACCGAUGGGAGUUCGCCAACGAGGGUUUCCUGCGAGGCCAGCGACACCUCCUUCGCACAAUCCAGCGUCGCAAGCCCGCGUCGCAGACGGGAGCCGCGGCAAACUCCUCGCUCCCCCACGGCCAUUCUCACUCCCCCGCGUCGCUCCACGGCGCGCUCCCCGUCCCCGCGUCGCCGAGCCUAGUCGAGGUCGGCAAGUUCGGGCUAGAAGGCGAGGUGGAGAGAUUAAAGCGCGACAAGAACGUUCUCAUGCUGGAGCUGGUCCGGCUGCGGCAGCAGCAGCAGCAGCAGGCGAGCACGAUGCAGGUGAUGGAGCAGCGCGUGGCGAUGAACGAGCAGCGGCAGCAGCACAUGAUGACGUUCCUCGCCAAGGCCGUUCAGAACCCCGCGUUUCUCGCGCAGCUCAUGCAGCACCAGACGGACCACGCGAAGCGCACGCACGCGCACGCCGCCAUGGGGCGCAAGAAGCGGCGCAUCUCCAAGCAGGACGGCGGAAACUCCCCGCCGUCUGGGUCCUCCUCCCCCAGUCUGCACCCGGAGGGGCAGAUCAUCGCUUUCUCCCCCGCCGCAGCGGACCCGUCUAUGUUCCUUCUAGAGCAGUUCUUUCCAGCAGCGCCGCCAGCAAUGCCGGUCCCCACCCCUCACCCUGGCAUUCCUCGGCCGUUCCCCAUGCCGUUCACCCCUCUCCCCAUGACCUACCCCCCUUCCCACCCCACUGCUGCCGCCGCCGCCGCAGCAGCAGCAGCAGCAGCAGCAGCGACAGCGGCAGCAGCGGGAAGCGGGUACCCUGCUGCAGCGCCAAUGGUGCCUACUCCCCCGGCUUUCCCCCCCGUGCUGCCCCCGCCCCCGCCUGGCAUGGACCUGUCUCAGAGCCUGCUGGUGCAUGGCGCUAAGAUCAGCCCUCUAGGCAUGCCGACCCCCUACAGCGCUGCUACUGCCCCCAUGCUGCACCCAUACCUCCCCGUUCACGCCUCUGCCCCUGCCAACGCGUCUGCUAGCACUACUGCCACUCCCUCUGUUAGUCUCGCUGCCAAUGCCCCGCUCGCUGCCAGCGUUAGCGCCACAGGCUCGGCUGCCUCUCUCGCCCACACUGGCCCUGCUUCUGCGGCUGUAUCUGGGGCGGGUGUUUCUGCUCCGGUUGUUGAGGCAAAGGUGCCGGUGGCCUUGGCUGUCCCUAGUGUAGCGACAGGAGAGGCGUCAGGGGCGGGGGAAGGCAGCAGCGCAGCAGGCGGGGCAGUGUCGAGUGGGAAAGCGCGUGGAGACGUUGUGGGGGCAGGGGAGAUGGCGGGAGAAGCAGGAGUGGUUGGGGGAGGAGGGGUUGGGGGGGGAGUGGGAGGAGAGGGUAUUGGGGAAGGCAUAGGGGAGGGGGAUGGGUUGGAUUUGGAAGGCACAGGGGGCUUUAAUGAUUCCUUCUGGCAGCAGUUUCUCAGUGUGGCGCCGGGGGAGGGGGAGGGGGAAGGGGAGGGCGGAGGGGAGGGGGAUGGGGAGGGCGGUGUGGGGGAUUUGAAUGUGGAUGAGCUGGCAAGGGGGGUAGAGGGGUCUCUGGAGGAAGAACAAGGAAGGUAA